Molecule: messenger RNA, 3088 nt
Organism: Periophthalmus magnuspinnatus
Lineage: Eukaryota; Metazoa; Chordata; Actinopteri; Gobiiformes; Gobiidae
Product: male-specific lethal 3 homolog
Exons: 14
Coding region: 449-2098 (549 amino acids)
Biological process (GO): regulation of DNA-templated transcription; chromatin organization
Cellular component (GO): NuA4 histone acetyltransferase complex; MSL complex; nucleus
Source: RefSeq, a predicted model, not a curated record
AACUGAUCGCAGUAUCUGGCAACCCCGUUUCCUGGUGCGCUGUUUACGCAUAGGUCUUGUAGUAGGUACCACGCGUUGCGCACGAGUUUUUCCGCGUCUCUCUUGAUUCUUUUGGAUUAAACCUCGAUUUUUCACAUUGCAAUACACCGUUUUCUUGUUUUAAUGUUUGAGCAUCUUGCAUUGGAAACUGGUUUGGAGUUUAUCGUGCGCGCAACAGGAAGAAACAUCAUUGCGUGCGGUUUGUGGAUGCAGUGCACGGCUGAAGCGUUGAAGUGAAUGCAGCGAGCAGUCUACUACAGCCUAUAUAUCCUCUCCCAAAACAACAGCGCCAUCCCUGGAAGCAGAGAGACCCUCGCUCCCGGUGGAUAAAGGGUUAAGGAUUUUGUUAGGGUCCUUUAUUGGGCGCUCGCUCGGUUGCCUCUUCCUCCAUUGAAGUCGCCAUGAACAAAUGAAUUCGCGGGGAAUAAAAUAUCUCUUCCAUAAAGGAGAACGUGUGCUGUGUUUCGAACCUGAUCCCACCAAAGCCAAAGUGUUGUAUGACGCAAAGGUUCUGGAUGUGUUGAUUGGUACAGACGAACAUGGAAGGAGAGUCCCCAAGUACUUGAUUCAUUUCAAUGGUUGGAAUAGAAGCUGGGAUCGCUGGGCUGCAGAAGAUCAUGUCCUAAGUGACACAGAAGAAAACAGGAAAUUACAACGUAAAUUGGCUCGUAAAGCUCUAGGGCGCAUGAAGAAAAAGGCAUGGGCGAAGAGGCGCCGUCGUCAAUCUGGUUCUAAAACUGUUCUGAAGACUCUGCCUAAAGAGGAGGACAGCGACGAUGCGUGUUUGAUUUCUUCUUCCUCCUCCGACAGCUCAGACGCAGACGAUUCUGACCCUGAAUCUUCAAAUAGUGGAGAUAGCGCUUUCUCUGAGGAUAUCAACAAAAUGAGGGUUGAACCAGACAUCAGUGUAAAGCGGGAGUGUGAAGAAAAGGCUGUCCAUGUUGAUAUAAGCAUCCCUGAUAUUCUCAAGAAAAAACUGGAGGAUGACUGCUUUUACAUCAACAAGAGAAAGAAGCUGGUGAUGGUGCCAUGUCAGACAAACGUUGUGCACAUUUUGGAGUCUUAUGUCAAACACUUCGCUAUAAACAAAGCCUUUAUGGCCAAUGAGAGGUACAGACGACAGCAGGCCUCCCAGAACACUGUCCCACAACCUGUCUCUCCUGAAAAGAGUGAGGACCUGUGUAAAGAAAUGGUGGAUGGUCUGAGGAUCACGUUUGACUUCACAUUACCCAUGAUCCUCUUGUAUCCAUGUGAACAAGCGCAGUUCAAAAAAGUCAGCUCCUCGCGACUCUUCAUGACCAUCAACGAAAACUCUCCUUCCUCCAGCAAUGUUCAGAGGGAGCGGAGUCCUAGCCCUCCAGUACACAACCCUCCCACUCCUCAGUCCACAGACAGUCAGCCUGCGCUCAGUGAUGUCUCCACUGCAACGCCCACCACUGCCACGACUGGUAACCCCACCCCCAAACGGCGGAGGCACCCUGACAUGGACUGCAUCAACUUCCAGAGCCAGAGCCUGAGACGCUCCACCAGGAACACAUCAGGAGGGGACCGGCCAGCGGAGGGCAGCAGUGGAGGUGGAGGCAGUGCCACAGCGUCUCCUCAGACAAAACGCAGAAUUGUUGACAGUCCAGCGCAGCCCAAGUUCUUCCUCAACCUUGACAGGAAGACUCCUGUCCACAGUGGUUCGUCCUCUCCGUUGCCCUUGACGCCGAACAAAGAGCGCGCUGGUCCCUUCUACGGACUGGAGAGCCGGAGAAACAACGAGCUCAAUGAGGUUUUGAGCUGGAAGUUGACUCCUGAUAAUUACCCAAUGAACGACCAACCUCCUCCACCAUCUUAUCUCUACGGAUCACAGCACCUCCUAAGGCUUUUUGUCAAACUUCCUGACAUCCUUGGAAAGAUGCAGAUCCCAGAGAGGAAUUUGAGGGCUCUGAUCAAACAUUUGGAGCAAUUUCUCAGGUUUUUGGCCGAGUUCCAUGAGGACUUUUUCCCUGAGUCUGCUUAUGUGUCUGCGUCGGAAGCCCACUACAGCAUGAAACAGCCCAGGCCAAUUUACUGAAACAUUUGUUUCCAUUUACAAUGCCACUCUCACUUCCUGACCCCAAUGUUUUUCUGGAUCCAAAAUGGCUGCCCAAAGUCGGAUUUCUUCUUGCAUUCCUGACUUGUUCCGCUUGUUGCUGACCUGUUGGGAAUUCUCGUUUUGUUGAAGCUAUCUACUGCUUUGCUACUACUACUAUUACUACUGCUACAACAAAAAUAACUGCAUUUUCCAGAAGAACUACCAGUGCCUCUUCAACGAUGCUUAUUCUUCACUUGGACAUCGAAAUCUAGAUGUGCUAGCUUGAUAUUUAAGGCCAACUGCUAACUUGGAAGAACAUUUUUGCCAAUACAUGCCUCAAUAGUAACAAAAAAUGUUCUAAACAAUUCUGGAAUUUUUGCUACUUGGCCUCCUUGCUACUAACAACCAUCUUUAGCAAGCAGGUUUUAGACCAUAGAAAUUUCUAUUAGGAUUUUGUGCAUUUCUUGCUUGAUAUUAAAGGCUAAAUGCUUGCUUGGAUCGGCUGUUUUGACAAUACACACUAUUCUAAACAAGAUUGCUAUCAUUUAGCUUAGUUACUUCAGCUACUUUGCUGAUUUGUUCACCUGUAGCUAGUAGCAAGAAGGCUAAUUCAGUGUUACCUCUGCUUUAAGAUUAGCCAUUUUUAGCAAGUAGUUCAGACAAUAACAUUUUGUCUAUAGUUUGCUAAGUUUCCAUGUAAUCCUGUUCUGUGCAUGUCUUCCGAAAGCUAGAUUUGACGCUGCAGCCUAGUAUGAAGUUCCUAUUACAAUUCAUUUAGUUCAAUAAGACAACACACAAUAUAACAAAUGCUAAAAAUAUUUGUUGUUUAUGAAAGAGUAAUUUGUGCUUUUUAAUGUGUACAUUUGUAAAUAUUCCAGAUACUUGAACAGAGAAUAGACAUUAUAGUGACUUUUGGGAACAUUUCACUGUUAAUGACAACUGAAGGUUUUGUUGAGUAUUUUUGUCAAUAAAAUAUUUUUUUCUAAGAUG